ACAGAUGCUCUGCUGUGAAAUGCCACGCAGGCAGAGACUGACAAGCAGUAGGAGCUGAGCUUUCCCCUUGGACUGCUGUUUCCUGCUGCGUUCAGGGGAGGGGGGCGCAACUCUGCUGCUACUGUUGCUGCUACUGCUACUACUUCAGGGUCCUCUUCACGCAAGGUAAGCAGGCUCAAAGGGAGGGCAAGCUGCAAGGAAAGCCUUUGUACCAUGAACAAGGUCCGAAAGUUUUUCCGAGGAAGUGGGCGAGUCCUGGCAUUUAUAUUUGUAGCUUCUGUCAUCUGGCUGCUCUUUGACAUGGCAGCUCUCCGCCUCUCAUUCAGUGAUAUCAACACUCGUGUGGGCAAGAAGGAUGUCAGAAGGGAACGGACAGGAUUCAGAGUUCCGCCAGACCAAGUAAAAAUCUUUUACAGCAACAUAAAAGAGAUAAACCCCGCCCUAAGGGGAAAUAGGAAGGGGAUGUGGGGCAAAGAGAACUUUAGAAAAGCUAAGGAAAGUGUGCACAGAGUUGAAGAUGUGGACCAAACCCAAAGAGAAAGAAAAGUGCAGAAUGCUCCAGGAAGGAGCAAGGUUGUGCCUUUGUGGCAUCCGGGACAUCUGCAGUCACUCCCAGUGAUUCCUACCAAGCAGAAAACAGAGGGGCAAGAUAUCCAACAGGAAACCUCUUCUCACCAAAUGAGACUAAAGAAAACCAGAGCCCAGGGAGCUCGGAAAGCUCCAUUCACAACUGCAAGAGGAACUCCACUGGUCAAAAUAUCUGUACAUUCAGGUCCUAUUGAUGUAAACCAGGAGGUCCUAAAAAGUCAUGUUCUCAGCAGUAACACAUCAAAAAAAGUAGUUGAAAGUGAUCUGAAUGUGACUGUCAGUCUUAAUACUGAAAGACCAAAACAGCAAUCCCAGACAGUGGCACAUGAGAGGACACUCCCUGGCAGUCCCCUACAGCCAAAAUCUGAGGGAACUUUAGUCUCAAAUAAAACUGAGAUUCAGAGCAAAGAACUAAAUUCAAAUCAACACAAAGCCAAUAAGGGUCUUCCCUUCUCCAAGUUCACUGCCAACUCAAAUCGAUUAAAGAAGCAAUCUAUUAAUGAGACACAGUUGGGAGGCCUGCCAAAGGAUGAUGGAGCUAAAGUGGCUUUGGGGAAGAAAUUCAAUUUCUCUGAAAGCCAUGUUGUGAUUAUUACCAAGGAAGAAGAGCAAAAAGCAGAUACCAAAGAGCUCACCAAUUCUAAAACCAAAACUCUUUUGCCUAAAAUAUUGGGUGAAAGCCAAGAGAAACAUAUUUCCAGGAAUAAAAGUGAGGCAACUUUCUCCUUACUUGCUCUACAGAGAACAAGAAUAUCUCAAACAAACCAAUCCUUAGUUAAGGGACUAGAGCUGGCAAUAACCAACUUACCUGGCAAGGCCCAACCUGCAGAGCAGAACCAAACUCAUAUAAAAGCCCAUUUACCUGAAGACAAUGGAAUGCACCAUGUGUUAAGAAUUGAUGUGACACUUUCUCCAAGGGACCCCAAAGCUCCAGGUCAGUUUGGACGCCCAGUAGUUGUUCCCCCUGGAAAGGAGAAAGAGGCACAGAGAAGAUGGAAAGAAGGAAACUUCAAUGUCUACCUUAGUGAUUUGAUCCCAGUGGACCGAGCUAUUGAGGACACAAGACCUGCUGGGUGUGCAGAACAACUAGUUCACAAUAACCUCCCAACCACCAGUGUUAUCAUGUGCUUUGUGGAUGAAGUGUGGUCCACUCUCCUGAGAUCUGUUCAUAGUGUCCUCAACCGCUCUCCUCCACACCUCAUCAAAGAGAUUUUGCUGGUGGAUGACUUCAGUACCAAAGACUACCUAAAAGAUAAUUUAGAUAAAUAUAUGUCUCAAUUUCCAAAAGUUCGGAUAAUUCGCCUCAAAGAGAGACAUGGGUUGAUAAGAGCCCGACUGGCAGGAGCACAGAUUGCAACAGGUGAUGUGUUGACAUUCUUAGAUUCUCAUGUGGAAUGUAACGUUGGUUGGUUGGAACCUCUCCUUGAAAGAGUUUAUUUAAGUAAAAGGAAAGUGGCCUGCCCAGUUAUUGAAGUCAUCAAUGAUAAAGAUAUGAGUUACAUGACAGUGGACAACUUUCAAAGAGGUGUCUUUGUGUGGCCCAUGAACUUUGGCUGGAGAACAAUUCCUCCAGAUAUCAUUGCAAAAAACCGAAUUAAAGAAACUGAUAUAAUAAGGUGCCCCGUCAUGGCAGGUGGAUUAUUUUCUAUUGAUAAAAAUUACUUUUUUGAACUUGGAACAUAUGACCCUGGGCUUGAUGUGUGGGGUGGAGAGAAUAUGGAGCUGUCAUUCAAGGUAUGGAUGUGUGGUGGAGAAAUUGAGAUUAUUCCCUGUUCCCGAGUGGGCCACAUAUUUCGAAAUGACAAUCCGUAUUCCUUUCCUAAAGACCGGAUGAAAACAGUGGAACGGAACUUGGUGCGGGUUGCUGAGGUCUGGCUUGAUGAAUACAAGGAGCUCUUCUACGGCCAUGGAGAUCAUCUCAUAAACCAAGGUUUAGAUGUCGGAAACCUCACCCAGCAAAGGGAACUUCGAAGGAAACUGAAAUGCAAAAGCUUCAAAUGGUAUUUAGAGAAUGUUUUCCCUGAUUUGAAAGCUCCCAUUGUGAGGGCCAGUGGUGUGCUUAUUAAUGUGGCCUUGGGUAAAUGCAUUUCCAUUGAAAACACCACAGUUAUUCUGGAAGACUGUGAUGCGAGCAAAGAGUUUCAACAACUUAAUUAUACCUGGUUAAGACUUAUUAAGCAUGGAGAAUGGUGUUUAGCCCUUAUUCCUGACAAGGGAGGCCUCACGCUGCACCCUUGUGAUAACAGAAACAAAGGGCUAAAAUGGCUGCAUAAAUCCACAUCCAUCUUUCAUCCAGAACUGGUGAAUCACAUUGCUUUUGAAAACAAUCAUCAGCUGUUAUGCUUAGAAGGGAAUGUUGCUCAGAAGAUCCUGAAGACAGCUACUUGUGACCCAAUGAAGUCAAAUCAAAAGUGGAAAUUUGAAAAAUACUAUGAAAAUUGAAGAACUGAUGUUUUUAUCUAGUGAAACUAUUAAA
Messenger RNA from Chrysochloris asiatica (Cape golden mole), 3064 nucleotides. RefSeq names its product UDP-N-acetyl-alpha-D-galactosamine:polypeptide N-acetylgalactosaminyltransferase 5 (GalNAc-T5) (gene GALNT5). Bases 214 to 3030 code for a protein of 938 amino acids. The transcript has 11 exons. The record is from RefSeq and is a predicted model, not a curated record. NCBI's taxonomy places the organism in Eukaryota, Metazoa, Chordata, Mammalia, Afrosoricida, Chrysochloridae. Gene Ontology annotation, cellular component: Golgi apparatus.